AUGAUCAUCCCGGUGCGUUGCUUCACCUGCGGGAAGAUCGUCAGCAACAAAUGGGAAGCCUACCUGGGUCUGCUGCAGGCCGAGUACACCGAGGGGGAUGCCCUGGAUGCUCUGGGCCUGAAGCGCUACUGCUGCCGCAGCAUGCUGCUAGCACACGUGGACCUGAUUGAAAAGCUGCCUAACUAUGCUUCCCCUAGAGAAGUGACAUCUGGAGUUUACCCUCCUCCUCUGCUGGCCAUGCUGAAUUCAAACUGA
This is a messenger RNA of Cricetulus griseus (Chinese hamster), 255 nucleotides long. The record is from RefSeq and is a predicted model, not a curated record. NCBI's taxonomy places the organism in Eukaryota, Metazoa, Chordata, Mammalia, Rodentia, Cricetidae.